Messenger RNA from Thunnus maccoyii (southern bluefin tuna), 2312 nucleotides. RefSeq lists its product as uncharacterized. The transcript is spliced from 7 exons. The coding region runs from base 65 to 1165 and encodes 366 amino acids. NCBI's taxonomy places the organism in Eukaryota, Metazoa, Chordata, Actinopteri, Scombriformes, Scombridae. The record is from RefSeq and is a predicted model, not a curated record.
CCGCCACUGAGAGCAACUCUAACUGUCGACACAGUCCGGCUGUGGUGGAAGAAAAGGACAAAAGAUGCCAAACAUUUUAGAGAAAAAAUGGAAAACAGCCCUGACCUCCAUCCUUGAGGAGCUGGAUAAGUCAGAAUACAAGAAGAUGCUGUUUUGUUCCUGUUUUGACAAAAUCCCUAAAAGUGUGAAGACUGGCACGUCCAGAGAGAAGAUGCCCCAAAUAAUCAUCCAGCACUUAGGAGUAGAUGAGUCCGUCUCUGCAAUCAAUGAAGCAAUGGAUCUGAUACCGAGGAAGGACUCUGCAGUCCAGGACCUGUUGCGCCCCUUUGUGGACAAACUGAGCAACAAACAUGAAGAAGAGAACAGAGAUUCCAUGAAGGAAAACAGGGAGGAAACAACCAAAAACCAGAGGGUGACGAUGACAACGUUGGCUGAAACCAAAGAUCAAUUGAAGAGCAGCCAACCUGACAAGAGAAAAACCAUCAAAGAUGUACUGGCCAGCGGUGAACUGGGUAACGCAGCCAUAACUGGGAAAGUUGUACAGAAAUCUGCUCUGCGCACAUAUGAAACCCAACAAAAGGAGAAAAAGUUUUUCUUUUAUCUGGGAGUCAGUGAUGAGGAAUCCUGCAUUAAAGUGAUGGUGUACGGAGAAGAUCGCCAUCAAGAUAUCCAGGAGGGGAGCUGCUAUUCGUUCAGAGAUGUAAUCAUGGAAGAAAAUGUCAUGAAAGUUACCAAAUGGAGCAAAGUGGAAAGAACGAGUCCCAUUGACGUCCCUGAGAAGCUGGAGGUGGAAGCUGAGAUGCUCAUUUAUCCCCAGAGGCCAGUUUGCAGCAUAACAAAGGCCAAAGAGUACGCUGACAAGACAGUAGUGAGUGUUGAAGGAACUGUAACAAAGAUUGGUCCCGUCGAAGUCGUCAACAUGAAGAACCAACGGAGGAAGAAAGACAAGCAAGAUUUCCAUCUUAAUGAUGGGAAAGAUUCCAUCAGGAUCACCUUGUGGGGCAAAGACACCAAACAACUCAGAGGAACAUCAGAUGGGGACUUUGUCAGAGUGACCAACGUGAAGACCAGUCACUACUAUGAAACCGUCUCGCUGAACUCAACCGAUUUCACCAGAAUUUUCAAGAUUCAAAGUGCCAUCCAGAAUGUCAAAUUGAGAUUAUAGGAAUCAAAACUGCCACUAAGAUGGAGACUCAGAUGGAAGCAGGCUUCAACGACCAGGCGGAGACUCCACACAGCCAGAUUCAAGAUUCAAAAAAACUUUAUUGUUUUGUUUAUUGUGAAUAUUUCUGUAUGAAGUGAUUUAUUUAUGGCAGAAAUGGAGGGGAUGAAGGGAAUUUAAAGGUGUUCCUCUUUGCAUGUGUAACCUUAUAGCGACAGCCUGAUAGCAGUAGCUGGAAGAAGUGGUGUUGGUGAAGGGGUCCUGUGUGUAAUGAUGGUGGCUUUCCUUGUUUUAUUGACUGGGUGUUUUGCCAGGGGGGUGAAAACACACUGGCACUCAUUUACCAUUGAAAACUUCUGGGAAACAAUUUUUCUUCUGACUUCUGAUCCCCUGAAUUUUCAUCUAAAAGUUGAAAUUCUUAAUUUGUCCAACAAUUUGGUUUCUGACCAAAUACCUGCUUCACAACUAAUGACGUUCCCAUCAGCCUCAGCUGUACUUUAGUACUUUACUCAGCUGUACUUUACUUUUACAGCUGUGAAAUCCCUGUAACUCAAUUGAGAAAAUUUGCCUGACCUCCAUAAAAAACUGUUCUUAAAGAAACCACAGUCCAUCCUGUCAGACUGCUCCCAUCCUUGCAUCCAGAGUCCCAUAUCUUUCCUGUUGGCUCCUUUUCAGACUGCCGCUAGCUGCAACCAACAGAUACAAGUACUUUUUUACCCUCUGCUAUCAGUCUGGUAAAUUCAGUAGGGAACAGGUCAUCUCAAUACCUUUAUGUGAAUUUCAUUUUAAUUGUUUGACUUUUAUACAUGUUUAUUUAUACAUUCUAGGUUUGUUGUUGUCUUUGUUUACUGCUGUGUUUCUUGUGUUGUACCUCUACAGUUGACCUCUGGGGACAAUAAAGCUUUUGAAUCUUGAAUCUUUUUUUUUUUUUACUGCACAAAAUUCAAUUACAAACCUUUAUGGGAUAUUUGAAUAAUACAAAGUGUACAUUUGUCUUGAAACAGUACUUAAGACUAAAAAAAUGACAAAAAUAAAAAACACAUUUAAGUGUGACAUUUCAAAAAGUUAACUAAGAGUGAAGGUCCUGUUCAAGCAGCAUAAACAAGUCUAAUAAUAAAAAAAAUGUUUCAGGGUGUUUCUGUCCGUCAUG